CCAGAGGAAGCCCAGAAUACCUCCCAGAAUGUGGACUCUGUUGUCAGCCACCUGGCUCCCUCUAAUAAGGAGGUCAUCACGGUUACUCUCCAUGGAGCCACCAAUCUGCCUGCCUGCAAGGAUGGCUCUGAGCCGUGGCCCUAUGUGAUAGUGAAAACCACAUCUGAGGAAGCGAAGAACCAGAGCUCCAAGGCGGUCACAUCUGUGCCCUCAGAGCCCACCAGAGCCCCCAUCUGGGGAGACACAGUCGAAGUGGAGAUCCAGGCUGAGGAUUCGGGGCAUGAAGCCCACAGAGUCUGAGAAAGCUGAUGAAGCCACUGGCAAGACCCAGCUCUACGCAACAGUCAUUCGGAAGGGCAGCUUCAUCCCCCGCUACAUUGGCCACAACCACACAGCUCUGGAGGUCUUUCUCCGGGGUGUCAACGAGCCCCUGGUCAACAACCAUGGCCCCUUGGUGGUCAUUGCCCGAGUGGUUCCCAACUACAAGGAGUUUCAAGUCAACUGGGUAAAGCAGGACCCGGCCUCCCUGGGGCUGCCCAUCACCCCACUCGCCUUCCCUAGCCCGUCUGUGAUGAACUUCGAUGUUCCUCAGGUCAGCCAGAAUGGGUUCCCUCAGCUGUCCGAGCCUGGGGGGCCCCCAGAGCUGCCCCUGUGGAAUCAGUCCUUCCUCUUCCAAGGCCGAGACGGAGCCACCAGCUUCUCAGAGGACACAGCCCUGGUGCUGGAGUACUAUUCCUCGUCUACAAUGAAAGGCAGUGAGCCAUGGACCCUCAACAAGCCCCUGGGCAUCUCCGUGUUGCCACUAAAGAGCCGUCUGUACCGCAAGAUCCUCACAGGGAAAGGCCUGAAUGGGCUGCGCGUGGAGAAGCUCCCCAUCACCCACACCAAGCUGAAAACCAUAAACGGUGAGGCCCCCACGGUAGACCUCUCCUUCCAGCUGCUUUCCUCCGAGAGGCCAGAAAACUUCUUGACACCAAACAACAGCAAGGUUCUGCCCAUCCUGGACCCCAAGAUCUUAGAUGAGAAGCUGGGUACCAUCCGUGAGUCCUGGUCCAAGGCCACGGUGAGCUCCACGAUUGGCUCCAGCACAUCCACCUCUCAGGAAGCAGAGGAAGAGCCUCAGCUGCCCAGGAUGUCCCAUGAAACGGAGAUGAACAACUACCGGCGGGCCAUGCAGAAGAUGGCAGAGGACAUCCUGUCGCUGCGGAAACAGACCAGUAUCCUGGAGGCAGAGAACCACAUGCUGAGGAGUCAGCUGACCCAGGAGGAGGUGGAAGAGGAGCCGAACAACACGGAGAGGGCCCGGAACCCAGCGUCCAUGAAGCAGAAACUGCUCCUGAGUGAGCUGGAAAUGAAGAAGCUGAGGGACAAGGUGCAGCAUCUGCAGAAUGAGCUGAUUCGAAAGAAUGAUAGAGAAAAGGAGCUGCUCCUCCUGCACCAGGCUCAACAGCCACAGGCGGCGUUGCUGAAGAGGUACCAGGACAAGCUGCAGAAGAUGAAGGCGCUGGAGGAGACCGUACGGCACCAGGAGAAGGUGAUCGAGAAGAUGGAGCGGGUGCUGGAGGACAAGCUGCGGGACAGGAAUGAGCCCCUGCAGAACAGGCUGCAGGGAAAGCCCAGCGUGGCCUUCCCCAUGCUCUCAGCCCCUGGCCUUCCCCCGGCUCCUACGGGAGAGAAUCUGCCUCUUGAUCUUUAUUCAAUGCUGCUGGCGGAAAACUCGAGGCUGCGGGCAGAGCUGGACAAGAACCGCCACCAGUCAGCACCCAUCAUUCUGCAGCAGCAGGCCCUGCCGGUGGACCCUGGGGAGUUGGGACCAAGAGGAGACCUGGCAGAGAGGCUGCAAGAGACAGAUGGCCCAGGCCACUCCAAGGGCAGCCUGCCCGCACAGGAUCUCCUUGCCAAUAAUUCAGACAAGUUUAACCUCCUGGCCAAGCUGGAACGCGCUCAGAGCCGGAUUAUUUCCCUGGAAAGCCAGUUAGAGGAAUCAGCUCGGCGCUGGGGACGAGAGAAGCAGGACUUGGCCACACGGCUGCAGGAGCAAGAAUACGGCUUGAGGCACCCCUCAAACACCAUCACCGCAGACCUGCCCCCCAAUAGCAUCCUGCCUGUCUCAGAAGCUACCGUCUUCGGAGAGCCAAAGGCCACAGUGGAUCCAGGAAAGGCGGGGUGGGGCGUAGAAGAGGCCUCCCAAAGCAGGAACCAGGGAGACAGCCCUGGAGGUCCCCAGAAGGACUGAGACUGCCAGAGGCCAGCUUUGUCGGGAGGUGUGAGGGAUGUUGGGACUUUCUACCUGCCCCCAAACAUCUUACAUAUCUGAAAUCCCUUCUUUCAAGUUUGGUUUAUCUGUUUCUUGGGAAGGGAAAGACUUGAAAUGAAGCCUGCUUGUGACAACAGUUACAUGUUAGUGUGAAAUACCCCAUUCACCAGGGCUAGGCUGAGCUGGCAGUGUUGUGUCCAAAUGUAGCCAGGGACAGAAAAGCAGAUGGAGCCAGAGGAAGGAGCCCUCUAC
This is a messenger RNA of Vicugna pacos (alpaca), 2509 nucleotides long. NCBI's taxonomy places the organism in Eukaryota, Metazoa, Chordata, Mammalia, Artiodactyla, Camelidae. The record is from RefSeq and is a predicted model, not a curated record.